AGCUCGAACUCCUGAUUACGUCUAUUUACCUUCACCUCAUCAUAAUCUGUUCUCUUAAACCAACUUCAUGUCGGACAAGAUUAUAAUCAACGGAAAGUCGGUCGCAGUUGACGACCAGAAACUCGAUGCCUCCGAGUCCGGUUACAUUCUCAUUCGGACAACCGGCGAACCACUGAACAGGGCGCAGAAGCUGGAGCUUGCGACCUUGGGUGUCAAGCUUCAAGAAUUCGUUGGCCAGAACGGUCAACAGCUCUACCUCUGCGGCUUCGAAAAUGACUCGCUCGAGAGAGUUCGCAAGCUGAGCUACAUUGACUAUGCCAAUGUCUACUCUCAAGACUUUGUCAUUCCCGAUGUGCUGCAAUCAGCGCCUAUGAGCAUGCUUACUUCGGCCCACGCGGGCCAGGGGGCUUCUGAGCAAGUCGAGGUAGACGUGCUGCUACAUCACGACAUCAGUACAGUAACUCCAGAGCUUCUGGAGAAGAUUGCGGAGAUUGCUCAGGUCGAUCCGUCUGCGACUACCGUCUCUGAAGACCAGGCAUCACCUAUCAUGGUUCGCAUCAAGGCUGGCGCUGCGGCACUUGAACAGCUCGCUGAGCUCGACGAAGUACGGGUGGUGCAUCCAGUGCUAGAGAGAGCGCUGUUCAACAAUGUUGCGCGGCGUGUCUUGGGGUUUGAAGAGAUACAGGAGCGUGAACCAAUGCUAUAUGAUGGCAGCGGCCAAACCAUCUGUGUCUGUGACACAGGCUUCGACAUGGGCAGCACCACGGACGUGCACGACGCAUUCCUUGAGAGAGUCAAGGGGCUAUACUCUUGGGGUAGACCGGGAAACAACGAGACUAAUGAUCCAGACGGACACGGGACACAUGUGUGUGGCUCCGUCCUGGGCUCCGGGCAGCACUCAUCCGAAGGCACUGUCCACGGUGCUGCGCCGGCAGCCACACUGCUUGUUCAGUCUAUGUUUGUUCGCUUUAACUACGCCACAAGUUCAAUCCUGGGUGGCUAUCCUCAAGAUCUUGGGCAGCUUUUUCAACAGGCUUACGAUGCCGGCGCUCGCGUUCACAGCAAUUCCUGGGGUACCCCUAUGCUACCCUCUACACGGAUUCAGCGACCGUACGACACGGCUGCAGCCAGCAUUGACAAGUUCGUCUGGGACCACCAGAGCAUGACAAUUGUGUUUGCAGCUGGCAAUGAAGGCCAGGACACCGACCUCAACGGCACUGUCAACGAGCGCUCCCUAGGCGCUGAGGCCUCUGCCAAGAACUGCAUUACUAUAGGUGCCUGCGAGUCUUAUCGUCCAGACCUGACCGUAGCGAAAAGCAACGCUCCUUACUCCUAUGGCACAUUCUGGCCCGACAGAUACGCCAAAAACCCACUUAGAGACGAUCACCUGGCCGACAAUCCGGAGGGCGUAGCAGCUUUCAGUUCACGCGGUCCGACUGCUGAGAACAGGCUAAAGCCAGACCUCAUAGCGUGCGGAACUGCUAUUCUGUCAGCCAAGUCGCGCUGCAAGAAGUACCUGACCUCAGUCGAUAAGACGGGUAUCUCUGGCGACGCACGGUACAUGUAUCUCUCCGGUACCAGCAUGGCGACACCACUUGUCUCUGGAUGCUGUGCCGUGGUGCGCCAGGCCCUGUACAAUGCUGGCUACGAAGAUGUGCAGGAAAACAACCCUACCGCCUCGCUUAUCAAAGCGCUACUAAUCAACGGUGCUGUGCCCAUUCGUGGCCAGUACAUGCCAGAGUACCUGCCGAAAGAGCUUCCCGAGGGGUUACCCAAUCCACAUUCCGGGUUUGGCAGGGUAAAUAUUGCUGCAACGCUCGCAAACAUCAAGCAGACCGACUAUUCAGGAUGGACAUGUGACACUAUCGACGAAGAGAAGGGAAAGGCCUUCCUUACUCUGGUGAGCGUCCCGCUGCCGCAGGACGUCGCGGAGGGAGACCACCACAAGCCUGAGGCUUGGGGUUUCAAGACACUGAAGGUAACCAUGGCCUACGCUGAUCUCCCUGGCGCUGCACUUGCGAAUGACUUGAACCUUGUCGUCGUCAGUGUCCUCCAGAACAAGGAGCGUCAUGGUAAUCAAGGCCCAGGCAAGGAGUUCGCCAAGGCCAGCAAGGAAGGUUUCGACCGCGACAACAAUGUCGAGCAGGUCGUCUGGCCAGAUCUCCAAGGAGGUGACCAAAUUUGCAUUCUUGUUAAGCCCUACCGUCUGAUGAGCGAAAAGGUUCCAUUUGCGCUUGUCUGGAAGUUUACCUAAGCUACUAGC
Messenger RNA from Alternaria alternata, 2263 nucleotides. RefSeq names its product subtilisin-like protease. Gene Ontology annotation, molecular function: serine-type endopeptidase activity. The transcript is spliced from 3 exons. The record is from RefSeq and is a predicted model, not a curated record. Gene Ontology annotation, biological process: proteolysis. Bases 68 to 2254 code for a protein of 728 amino acids. NCBI's taxonomy places the organism in Eukaryota, Fungi, Ascomycota, Dothideomycetes, Pleosporales, Pleosporaceae.